This is a messenger RNA of Aureobasidium subglaciale EXF-2481, 460 nucleotides long. RefSeq lists its product as uncharacterized. Gene Ontology annotation, cellular component: U6 snRNP; Lsm1-7-Pat1 complex; U4/U6 x U5 tri-snRNP complex. Gene Ontology annotation, biological process: mRNA splicing, via spliceosome. The record is from RefSeq and is a predicted model, not a curated record. Gene Ontology annotation, molecular function: RNA binding. NCBI's taxonomy places the organism in Eukaryota, Fungi, Ascomycota, Dothideomycetes, Dothideales, Saccotheciaceae. The coding region runs from base 4 to 306 and encodes 100 amino acids. The transcript is spliced from 5 exons.
AAGAUGCUGUUUUUCAGUUUCUUCAAGACACUCGUCAACACUGAGGUCACGGUAGAACUCAAGAAUGACAUCUCGAUCCGUGGAACGCUGAAGAGCGUCGACCAAUACCUGAACAUCAAGCUCGACGACAUUACCGUUCUGGACGAUCUCAAGUACCCCCACAUGAGCUCGGUCAAGAAUGUCUUCAUCAGAGGAAGUGUUGUGAGAUACGUCCACCUGCCCGCCGCAUCUGUAGACACUCCCUUGUUGGAGGAUGCCACCAGAAGAGAAGCCGCCCAGGCAUCUGCAAAGGCCAGACAAGGAUAAGCCGACUCAGCACUCUGUCCAAGGCCCUCGAGAUACCCCAUAACGUCAGCAUCGGAGCAACAAACAUGCUCUGAACAUACGAAUAUCUGCUUUCAGAUCAAGGCUAUGCAGUUCCAGACAGCAAGCGGCCUGGAAAGCCUUAGAUGAUCAUGCC